CAGCCUUGACUCCCAACUGGUGACUAGAGGGGCAAUGGCUAAGGAUCUGGAACCGGACUUUUACCUGAAGUGGAAGCACUGUGAGACACGCGGUGUUAAGACUCUGUGCAACCUGAGGGAGCUCCUCUCCCGACUCCAGAAGGAUCACAGGGAUGAUGUCUUUGUCUACACCUCUGGACACCUGAACCCCAACAAACUUUAUAAGCCACCCCAGACUGUUACCCAGCACUGGCGCAAUGCAAACCGACCAAGGGAGCAAACCAGGGUCUCCCCACCCUCUGUAUCCAGAGACAAACAGUUAGCAAAGAUGAAAGAGGAGUGGGCUUACUUCACCAUCAACACAGCCCUGCACCCCGAUGACACCCACAACACACAGCUGUUCCGGUAUUUGAACCCACGUGUGAUCACUUCCCAUGCUUACAGAGAGGGCGUCGCCUUGAAGAAGUUUCCAGAGGAUGAGGAGGACGACGAAGUCAGGGAAAGACCCGUGUUCUCGCGGGAAAGACACAGGAAGGAGGAGCUCAGGCUGCCUGAGAUGAAAGUGCUCAAAUACCCAGAGGUGACAUCCAGUCGCCAGUGCUACAAGUCACCUCCAGGCAGGGAUGUGUAUCGCUAUGUCAGCUCCUACCUAGCUGGUAUAACAAAAGCUGACAGAUACAACAAGUUCCUUAGCUUCCAGAAAGAAGUCUUGGCAAAGCAAGAUCUCCUGAAGAACGAUUUCACAGGGAGCAAGGUGGCUGUGAACCACGAGAACAAACUGAAGGAGGAGCUUGAAAAGAUAUGCACUUGCAAUCCUCAGCAGUUCAACCGGCUGCAGGUCUUUGGGGAAAUCUUUGAGGAUAUUUGCAACAGCUCUUUGAUCUUCGGGGACCUCCUGAAAGAGGUUAAGGAUGAAUACGAACUCUACAUGGCAGCUCUUCUGGACUCACAGCCCACAGCACAGUAUAAGCGGCUCCUGUCAGAAGUUAAGGGUUUAGAGAAGAGCCCUGUACACAGCACAGACAUUGAACAAGCCAAGGAGCAGCUGAGGAAGCUCGAGCAGGCUGCCCUAGCAGCCCUGGAGCAGAAUGACAGACUCAGAAAUGAACUGGAGGCGGAGAGCCUGUUGCUGCAGUCUGCUAAGGAGAAAUCAGAAUCUUUUGAUAGAAACAAAAAUGAUGAGGACCAACUUACUCUGAUUGAGAAGGUUGAGAAGAGGAGAUGCGAAAUCCUUGAAAAAUGGGAUGAGAUUAAAGCACUUGAGAAACAUAUUAAGGAAACGAUGGUGCAUUCAAGAGUGUCGGAUAUCACUGAGAAUGGGAUUAAAAGUGUAGAGAGUAAUCUCUGAAGUCUCCAAGAAGAAGAUGGGGUGGCACAACUGAUUCCACUUGGUUCAUAUAAUGUCAUUUAGCUGAAUAUACCACUCAGUGAUCAACUUUGGACUACAGACUGCUCAGAAUAAUUUCAAGUGGUUAGCAGAGAUGAUCCAGUCUAGCAGACUGCUCUAGCCAGGACUUGAGACAAGCCUGGCACUUUCCCAUUACCCAUAGAUUAAACAAAAAAUGAUAUAGCUACCUCUCCAGAACCUGACAACUCAAAUUGUUUUUUCAGGAUACCCUAAAGAUACUGUAACCCCCAGACAGAAGGAAGUAAAUUUAAGAGUACAAUGUGUACAUUCUUAAAAAAUGGGGUGGGUAGUUUUUGGUUGCUCAAUGGAUUAUGGAUAUUUGUUAUUGUUUAGGGUGAUAGUUUCAAGUUAUAAUUGGUAAUGGUCAGGAAAACACUAAACAAAGGAAAUUAGAUUCAAGUUUCUCAUUUUGAAGAGAAAAAGGGGGAUAUAGAUAUGAUAGAA
This is a messenger RNA of Myodes glareolus (Bank vole), 1831 nucleotides long. The record is from RefSeq and is a predicted model, not a curated record. NCBI's taxonomy places the organism in Eukaryota, Metazoa, Chordata, Mammalia, Rodentia, Cricetidae.